AUGAAGAGAAGAAUAGGCAGUGUCAACACUCUGCACCAGCAGAGCGCAUCAACACAGAUAAGAUUUGAUAAAGCAAGCUUGAAGCGAGUUCAGAUCCCUUAUAAAGACCCCCUGGUCAUUAGCUUAACAGUGGCAGAGUGUUUGGUACGAAGGGUGCUAAUUGAUCCAGGAAGCAGUGCCAAUAUCAUGCCUAGAGUCACCUUUGAUCGGCUGGAAAUCAAGCCAGAGGAGCUCAAGUGUACUGGGAAUCCACUAUUGGGAUUUGAUGGAAAACGAGUUGAAUCGAUCGGUACAGUAGAAUUACUUGUCCGAGUAGCUGAACGGGACCUUAUCGAGAGCUUUGUGGUGGUAGAGAUCCAUCUAUCUUACAUUCUGUUGAUAGGGAGAGGGUGGAUUCAUAGGGUAUAA
This is a messenger RNA of Cornus florida, 408 nucleotides long. RefSeq lists its product as uncharacterized. Bases 1 to 408 code for a protein of 135 amino acids. Lineage: Eukaryota; Viridiplantae; Streptophyta; Magnoliopsida; Cornales; Cornaceae. The transcript has a single exon. The record is from RefSeq and is a predicted model, not a curated record.